CAGCGAGCCCUCUCUUAGCUCCGAGCUUCGUCGAGUGUGUGUACACAGCAGUUGUAAUUUGCGCCGCGGAGACAUGGCUGGAUACCUGAAAGUCAUCAGCUCCCUGUCGAGGUCUGCCGCCGCUUUUUCCCGGAGCCCCGCGGUGCUCGCGCCGGCUGCUGCCCACUGCCAGACUUUACAACAAAGAAACUAUGCCGACAAACGCAUCAAAGUGUCCCAGCCGGUGGUGGAGAUGGACGGAGACGAGAUGACCAGGAUCAUCUGGGAGUUCAUCAAAGAGAAGCUCAUCCUUUCCAACGUGGACGUCGAGCUGAAGUACUACGACCUGGGCCUGCCGUACCGCGACCAGACCGACGACCAGGUCACCAUCGAUUCCGCGCUGGCCACCAAGAAGUACCACGUGGCGGUAAAGUGUGCCACCAUCACGCCCGACGAAGAGCGAGUGGAAGAGUUUAGCCUGAAGAAGAUGUGGAAAAGCCCAAAUGGAACCAUCAGGAACAUCCUGGGCGGCACCGUCUUCCGCGAGCCAAUCAUCUGCAAGAACAUUCCCAGGCUUGUACCCGGCUGGACGCAGCCCAUCACCAUUGGCAGACAUGCCUUUGGCGACCAAUACAGAGCCACAGACUUUGUUGUGGACCAGCCCGGCAAAUUCAAGAUGAUCUUCUCACCUGCUGAUGGCAGCGCAGGCAAGGAGUGGGAGGUGUAUGACUUCCCCGCUGGUGGCUGUGGAAUGGGCAUGUACAACACAGAUGAGUCUAUUUCAGGCUUUGCACACAGCUGCUUCCAGUAUGCCAUCGGUAAGAAGUGGCCGCUGUACUUGAGCACAAAGAACACCAUUCUUAAAGCCUACGACGGCAGAUUUAAGGACAUUUUCCAGGACAUCUAUGAGAAGAACUACAAGCCUCAAUUUGACAAACUGAAGAUCUGGUACGAGCACAGGCUCAUCGAUGACAUGGUCGCCCAGGUGCUCAAGUCCUCUGGAGCCUUUGUGUGGGCUUGCAAGAACUACGACGGAGACGUUCAGUCUGAUAUCCUCGCACAGGGAUUUGGCUCUCUGGGGCUGAUGACAUCAGUUCUCGUGUGCCCCGACGGCAAGACCAUCGAGGCCGAGGCCGCCCACGGCACAGUGACCAGGCACUUCCGCGAGCACCAGAAGGGAAGGCCGACUAGCACCAACCCCAUCGCCAGCAUUUUCGCCUGGACCCGAGGCCUGGAGCAUCGCGGCAAACUCGACGGCAAUCCUGACCUCAUCAAGUUUUCCCAGACGCUGGAGAGAGUGUGUGUAGAGACGGUCGAGAGCGGCACAAUGACCAAGGAUCUGGCCGGCUGCAUCCACGGCCUGCCCAAUGUCAAGCUGAACGAGCAUUACGUCAAUACGACAGACUUCCUCGACGCCAUCAAGACAAACCUGGACAAAGCCCUCGGCAAGUGAAGGACUUAAAAAGAACAGAGUUAACCUGGAGACGGCGUGUGUGUGUCUCUCCUGUGUUUUUGUACCUCAUUUUUAACUUAAAAAAAAAACAAAAAACAAAAGGUCAAUGAAUCCACUCGCCUUUCAUCUGAAGGAAAAAAGAAAAGAAAUAGUACUAUUUAUAGGAGGAUGUAGAGUUGUGUUUAGGUUAGUGUAAAAUGGUCGAGAUGUCGUGUCAGCUGAUGCCUCCCUCACAAUCUGUCUCCUUAUGUGCAAGGUUUUAUUUUUGUAAUGUGAAAUACUGUAUUCAGUUACUGUGUAAAUGCCUUGGGCAGGACUGAAGCCUGUGUCAAACACACUCACCAAUAAAUCCCUUGUUUGACCCAUUA
Solea solea (common sole) is the source of this 1800-nucleotide messenger RNA. RefSeq names its product isocitrate dehydrogenase (NADP(+)) 2 (gene idh2). Gene Ontology annotation, biological process: isocitrate metabolic process. Lineage: Eukaryota; Metazoa; Chordata; Actinopteri; Pleuronectiformes; Soleidae. Gene Ontology annotation, cellular component: mitochondrion. The transcript is spliced from 11 exons. Gene Ontology annotation, molecular function: NAD binding; isocitrate dehydrogenase (NADP+) activity; magnesium ion binding. The record is from RefSeq and is a predicted model, not a curated record. Bases 74 to 1432 code for a protein of 452 amino acids.